Alnus glutinosa is the source of this 1019-nucleotide messenger RNA. RefSeq lists its product as uncharacterized. Gene Ontology annotation, cellular component: precatalytic spliceosome. The transcript has 2 exons. Bases 37 to 636 code for a protein of 199 amino acids. The record is from RefSeq and is a predicted model, not a curated record. NCBI's taxonomy places the organism in Eukaryota, Viridiplantae, Streptophyta, Magnoliopsida, Fagales, Betulaceae. Gene Ontology annotation, biological process: RNA splicing.
GGAUGGAAUCAAAAGCCCCCAACACCACCACGCACCAUGAGCGACCGCGACCGAGACCGAGACCGAGACAGAGAGAGACGACGAGAUAAGGAGGAGCGGGACCGAGAGCGAAGCCGCAUCAAGAGAUCUCGUACGCCCGAGCGGCCCGAGCGCAGCCGACCUUCCCGGCACACUCGUUCCCGCACGCGCUCCCCGGAUCGGUACCGCUCACGCUCCCCGGACGACCGCUCCAACCGGCGCAGCCACCGCCACCUCCAGCACCGCUCCCCUUCCCCCAAGCGCAGCCGGAGACGCAGCGAAUCUACCGACGAUAGGGAGCACCAGAAGGCCGUCGCCGACUUUGUCGACGAAAUCGCAAAAGAACAACAGCAGCAACAACAAAAGCAUAAGAGCAAGGACGCGGUUAAUGGUUCAGGAAGAGGAGGAGAGGGACAGUUGUUGGAGGGUGUGGACGAGGACGAACUUGAGAUGAUGAAGAAGCUUGGGAUCCCCAUCGGAUUCGAUUCCACCAAGGGCAAGCCGGUGGCCGGAGCCGACGUGAGCGGCAUCAGAGCCAUCACGAAGCGCCAGCCCAGGCAGUAUAUGAACCGCCGCGGAGGCUUUAAUCGCCCGUUGCCGGCCGAGCGCAACCGCUGAUAUUGGGAAUGGAUAGUGUAGUCUUGCAAGAAUUGAGCAGGUGCCAACUUGGAUUCUUGGAGCCCAUGAUGACCCAAAUUGCCUGAGGCCAUGUAAGACUUUUUUUUUGGGGGGUUGGGGGGGGGGGGGGGGGGGGGCGGGGAAUUGAGCAUCUGAUGACUGCUUUCUUGAGACUCUGAUUUUUGUACUGGUGUAUUGUGUUCUAUUUUUCUAAAUAUUGUUCGUAGUGAUUAAAUGGCCGGACUCGUGUCUAAUAUCUGGGAUCACUCGUAUGGUCCCUGUCAGAUGUCGUGUUCUGUAUGCAAUGAGAUGAUCCUAGAAUCUAAUCUGUUGACUUCCUUGACUAGUCAAUUCAUUCGAGUCCUUGGCUACUUGCCAUAGCU